AUGGUAAAUGAUCCUGAUGCAUUAUCAAUGUAUCAAAAAGUAUUACAAAGUCAGCAAAGAUCAAUUCCACCUAAUCAUUCAAAUUUAGCUACUACCUAUAGCAAAAUUGGACGAGUUCAUGAAUCGAUAGGAAAGUAUACGAGUGCUUUUUCAGCUUUUAGUAAAGCACUCGAAAUUCGUCAAACUAUAUUUUCUGAUAAUCAUACUGAUCCUGCUACGGCAUACAAUAAUAUAGGUCGAAUAUAUCAUUUAAUGAAUGACUAUUCGAAUGCAUUAUCAUCAAACAAGAAAACAAUUGAAAUACGAAAAACAAUUUUACCAUUGGACUGUACAGGUUUAGCUGCUGCUUUACCGAAUGUUGGUUCAAUUUGUCAGAAGAUUGACAAUUGCAGUAUUGCACUUUCGUUCUAUCGAGAAGAACUUGAAAAUGACAGCAAAUCAUUGCAUUCUAAUCAUGAUGAUCUUAUCAGUAUCUAUAACAACAUGAGCGAGACUUAUCGAUUCAUGGAAGACUAUUCAAAUGCAUUAUCAUAUCUUGAAAAAGGUAUUCAUAUUUGCCAGUCUUAUCUCCCUCUGAAUCAUCCAUCAUUGGCUCAUGCAUACAAUAAUAUGGGUCUGGUUUAUAAUUCGAUCAGGAAUUUUGACAGUGCAAUAUUAUUCUACAAGAAAGCAAUUGAAAUACGAGAAAAAAUUCUCUUGUUCGAUCAUUCAUCGUUAGCUAUUAGUUAUAAUAAUAUAUCAUGA
This is a messenger RNA of Rotaria sp. Silwood2, 744 nucleotides long. The record is from the annotation of a GenBank genome assembly. NCBI's taxonomy places the organism in Eukaryota, Metazoa, Rotifera, Eurotatoria, Philodinida, Philodinidae.